Messenger RNA from Octopus bimaculoides (California two-spot octopus), 11532 nucleotides. RefSeq names its product dynein axonemal heavy chain 1. The record is from RefSeq and is a predicted model, not a curated record. Gene Ontology annotation, cellular component: dynein complex. Gene Ontology annotation, molecular function: dynein light intermediate chain binding; minus-end-directed microtubule motor activity; dynein intermediate chain binding. Gene Ontology annotation, biological process: microtubule-based movement. Lineage: Eukaryota; Metazoa; Mollusca; Cephalopoda; Octopoda; Octopodidae.
CGACGACGCUAUGUUUGUUGACACUAGUUAUGAAAAUGCGUUAGUGACAUCUCCGAUAAUUAGCGAAAUUGCUUGAUAAAGAUUUUUACAAAUCAAGUAAAAAUGGACCCCAAUUUAUUGGCACCAAUUAAAAGCUUAGCAAGUAUAUCUAUGAGUCGACGUCGGUCUUUGGCCAAUCAAACAAAUUCAGUAACAAAUCUGAAAAAACAGAAGAAAGAACAAGAGCAGCCAACAGAUUUGAAGGAACAAGGAUAUUAUUCUGAGAUUAUUGCAAAAGAUUCAAACAAAUCAUUGCCUGCAAUUGUUGGAUCACAAAAUAUCAGGCAGAAUACUCUAUGGAAUAUUCAAAAAGUGAAAUACUCACCACAAGUGACAGCAUGUAACAUUCCACAUGAAGUUGCCAUGCAAAAAUUAACAGGUGAAAUUUAUGAAAAAACAACAGCACCAACAUCCAAAUCUGAUUUUCCAUGGAAAUCUUUUGAAGCAAAAGUUCAGCUACCAUACUAUACACCUACUGGAAAAUGUCCACGAAAAAUUGAAAUUGAAAGAAGACGACGUCUCUAUGCAAGUCUUAACCUCACUGAUUUACUCACUGCUGAAGGAAUAUCAUGUGAUGAAUUGAUUCCUAUAAAUAUUUUUGAUCCUGAAUCUAAAAAUAUAGAUAUAAUUGAAGAACGAACAACUCCUUUCAAAACAUAUCUUCCACUUGAGAUCUUUGAUAAUGAAGAAUAUGAUUGCCGCACACCCUAUGAAUGGGUACGUAUGGGAGAAGAGAACAAUAUUUUGAAACCAGUUCCAGGACUUGCUUUUUUAAAGAAUCAUCCAAAAGAUGAUCAAGGUGUUCCUGAAAGUUCUCAUGCUUGGAAGAAAGUUGGAGUGCUUGGCUACAAACCUGAUACCAAAGAAUAUUUUGUUCAAGAAGUGAAUUCUGAAGGUCGUUUAAUUGAUGAUGAUGGCAAUCUUGUGGUAGGGAUAACAGAUCCUGAAAAUGUUAUAUUAGCAGAAAACCAGUCAUGGACACCAAGAAUUUAUUUAAUGUUCUGUGCUGAAGAUCCUCGAGUAUUUGCCAAGCGUAUUGCUGAAGCUGUCAAACAGCGAAAAACAACAGAAGCUUUGUUACGUUACCAUCUUUAUGUUGAUUGCAUGCCAAUGGAUGGAGUUGGUGAACUUGAUCAGGCAUCUCUCAAGAGAAUGACAGAAUGGGCAAAAAAUACAUGUGGAAUUUACAAAGACAAAAAUCUUGAAGAUCAUAUCCAACUCUUGGAGAAAGAAGUGAAUAUAGAUUUUUGUAGAACAAUGAACAAGAUAAUAUUUGACAAAACCGUAAGGGAUGAUCCAAUAACGUUUACAUUUGUUACACAACCUGAACCAAUUGUUGAAAAGCUUUCAAUGCAAGGUGUAUGUGAGGAUGUUCCAGAUUACCCAUUUGAAGAACAAUAUGAUAAGUUUGCUUUCACAUCCUUGCUGACACGGGAGGAAACUGUUCAUACAUGUGUGAAGCUGCGUAUAGAGUGUAACAAAGUGGCCUCUAUGUCCCUCUUUCAUGUGCCCACUACAAAACCCUUGAAAAUUGAUGAAUUUGAACAAACACAAUCUCAAGCAACUGCUCAGAUUUCCUUAUUUUUGAAAGAUAGUUGGAUAUCCACUCUCCGUGCUGCAAUUAGAACAAGCCUUAGAGACAUUGGUAAAGGAUGGUUCAAUAUUCAUGAGUCAAACUGGGAAGUUUACCAAAAAUCUAAAUUGAAAACAUUCAUGGAAAUGGUUAAAUUCAUAAUGCAGGACACAUUGCGCUAUUUAGUAAAUGACUCCUUGUAUAAUUUUGCUCAAAUGAUAAACAAUUCAUGUCGAAGUACAUUGGACAUCGAUGAAUCAUUCACAUGGGAUGGGGAUCUAAUUAACAGUCCAUUCAAACCAAAGAAAACAGCUUUAUUUUAUAUUGAAUUAAUUGUUGAUGAACAAGGUCCACACUACAGUACUACCUUGACUGAUUUUGAAUCCUGUGUCCUUAGCCUUUUUGAUAAAGGUAUUAACUCUACUCAAGCUGUGCCGCAACUUGAAAAGUAUAUUUUGGAAGACAUUUUUUGGUCUGGAACUCCACUUUUAGAAUCAGUUGGUGAGCAUGAACCUCAUGUUGAAGAAAUGCGAUCAGGCAUCCAAACUACCAUCCAAAAGUCAAUUGUUCCAACCAAAGCAUAUGCUGAACGAUACAAUAAAUAUGUUGAACUUUGCAAUCUUGAUGUAAACAAAUUUAUCAGUACAUAUGCUGAAACUGAACGACCUGCUGUUGAAAUACAAGAAGAGGCUGAGAAACAUUUGCAUGAGAAAGGUAUUCUAGAAAAUGAAAUUCCACUUAGUAUUACUAUUGGGCCUUUCUGGGUGACAACGUCGCAUGUACGAGAAACUGUUUCGAAGAAGAAGAAAGCAUUAACUAUGGCACUCCUUGAUUUACUUGCAAAACAGCUCAGCCAACAAACUGAGGAAGUAUGUGAAACUUUUAAACAAAUCAGCCGAAAACAAUCAGAAAAACCCAAUACAAUUGAGGAAUUAGAUGAGUUAAGGGAAUGGAUGAAGUCUAUACCAGAAAAAAUUAAAGAUCAACAAGAACAAAUUAGUAAAAUAGUUGUGGACUAUGGAUUGUUGGAGAACUUUUUCUAUAAUCUUCCCAUUGAUGACUUCAAUAAUUUAUGGGCUAUGAUUGGAUGGCCUCUGAAAAUUGAGAAACAAACUGAGACGGUUUUGAUAAACCAUGAAGCUGAUGAAGAGCGGUUUCGUAAACUCCAGCUACUGGACCAAGCAGCAUUCAAUGAAAAGCUGGAUUCUUUGGCUAUGAUAGCAGCUUCAAUGCAAUCUUACACAGAUGUUAACAAAGCUCAUGAAAUUGCUAAUGAAGCACGUCGUAUUAGUAAACAGAUGAAAGAUGCUCAGCAAUUAGCACAGGUUUACAACAACAGAGAACGUUUGUUUAAAUUACCCACAACUCAGUAUGAUAAACUUCAUCUGAUGGUAAAAGAAUUUGAACCAUUUCGCAGCCUUUGGAUUACAGCAUCUGACUGGCAGAGAUGGCAUGAGAGCUGGCUGAAUGAUCCACUGCUGUCUAUCAGUGCUGAAGAUGUUGAAAAGAAUGUUCUGGAUUCUUAUAAAAUUAUGCAUAAAUCAGUUAGAAUAUUUCAAGACAGUCCUGUUGUUCAAGAAGUUGCCAUAAUUAUAAAAGGCCAGAUUGAAGAAUUUAGACCUUUUAUUCCACUGUUUCAAGGACUUAGAAAUCCAGGGAUGAGAAAUCGACAUUGGGAUCAGUUAUCUGAUGAGCUUGGUUUUCAAGUGCGACCUAAAAGCAAUUUAACUUUUAGUAAAUGUCUUGAAAUGAAGCUGCAAGACUAUAUUGAAGUGAUUGCUAAAGUUGCUGAAGUAGCAGGGAAAGAGUAUUCAAUUGAACAGGCACUGAAUAAAAUGGAAAAGGAAUGGGAACCAGUGUUAUUUGAAAUAAUGCCAUAUAAAAACACAGGCACACAUAUCCUAAAAUGUUCAGAUGAUACAUCACAAAUGUUAGAUGAUCAUAUUGUCAUGACACAGAGUAUGUCCUUUUCUCCAUACAAAAAAGCAUUUGAAUCACAAAUUUCUGCUUGGGAAAAUAAACUGCGUAUAUCACAGGAUGUUUUGGAUGAAUGGCUGGCAUGUCAAAGGUCAUGGAUGUACCUUGAGCCAAUUUUCACUUCUGAAGAUAUUAGUAGACAGUUACCUGUGGAAAGCAAGCGCUAUCAAACAAUGGAGCGACUAUGGAGGAAAAUCAUGAAAAAUGCCAAAGAAAAUCCACAGGUUAUCAACCUCUGUGCUGAUGCACGCCUAUUAGACAGCUUGAAGGAAUGUAAUAAAUUGUUAGAUCAAGUGCAGAAAGGACUCACUGACUACCUGGAGACAAAACGUUCUUCUUUUCCGCGAUUUUACUUCCUGUCAGAUGAUGAACUCCUGGAAAUUCUGUCACAGACCAAAGAUCCAACUGCUGUACAGCCACAUUUAAAGAAAUGUUUUGAGAAUAUUGCAAGGACUGAGAGAUCUACAUGGGUUCUAGAAUGGCCUGGUCAAGUUGUCAUUGCUGGAUGCCAGACUUUCUGGACUGAAGCUGUUACACAUAGUCUGCAGAAUGAUACUAUUCAAAAGUACCAUCAACUUGUACUAUCACAGUUGGAUGACCUUCGACAACUAGUGCGUGGCGAGGUACCAAAAAUUGGCCGAUUGACUCUGUCUGCUCUGAUUGUUAUUGAAGUUCAUUCACGUGAUGUUGUGGCCAAAAUUAUUGAGGAGAAAGUCAGAAAUGCUAAUGAUUUUGAAUGGAUCAGUCAACUCAGAUAUUACUGGAAGGAGGAAGACCUGAAAAUCUGUGCUGUAAAUGCUGAAUUUAAAUAUGGCUAUGAGUACCUUGGAAAUACAUCUCGGUUGGUAAUUACUCCAUUAACAGACAGAUGUUAUCUAACUUUGACUGGAGCUCUCCAUUUGAAAUUUGGUGGCGCUCCAGCUGGACCAGCUGGUACCGGGAAAACAGAAACUACAAAAGACCUUGCUAAAGCAAUGGCUAUCCAAUGUGUUGUAUUCAACUGUUCUGACCAGCUAGAUUAUAUGGCAAUGGGUAAAUUUCUAAAAGGACUUGCCAGUACUGGAUCAUGGGCAUGUUUUGAUGAAUUCAACCGUAUAGAUAUUGAAGUGCUCUCAGUUGUAGCACACCAGGUAUCUUCAAUACAAACGCAACAAAGACAUAGGGUGGAUCGGUUCUUUUUUGAAGGGGUAGAAAUUGCUUUGAAACCCUCUUGUGCUGUAUUCAUCACUAUGAAUCCUGGCUAUGCUGGACGGACGGAAUUACCUGAUAACUUGAAAGCAUUGUUUCGUCCUGUUGCCAUGAUGGUGCCAGAUUAUGCUCUGAUUGCAGAAAUUAGCCUAUUUUCAUUUGGUUUCUCUGAAGCCAAAGUGCUGGCCCAAAAGAUUGUAUCCACUUUUAAAUUGUCAUCAGAACAACUUAGUUCUCAGGACCAUUAUGAUUUUGGCAUGAGGGCUGUGAAAAGUGUAAUAUCGACAGCAGGAAACCUCAAACGUCAGCAGCCAGACAUGAAAGAAGAUCUGGUCACAUUGAGAGCAAUACAAGAUGUUAAUGUUCCUAAAUUUCUGGUUGAUGAUUUAAAAUUAUUCAAUGGAAUUGUUUCAGAUCUGUUUCCAAACACUAAGGAAGAACCAGUUGAUUAUGGAUCGUUGGAUACAGCACUGAAGAGAGCAUGUAGAAAAUUCAAUCUUAAAGCUGUACAAGGUUUUAUCCACAAAUGUAUCCAACUUUAUGAAACGACAGUGGUUCGCCAUGGUCUGAUGCUUGUAGGACCAACUGGCUCGGGUAAAACAAAGUGUUAUGAAGUAUUGAAAUGUGCCAUAACCUCAUUGAAAGGAGAAAUGUCACCGUCAGGAGAACCCUUUGAGAAAGUCCAAUCUUUUGUGUUAAAUCCUAAGUCUAUAACAAUGGGUCAGUUAUAUGGUGAAUUUGAUCUUCUAACCCAUGAAUGGACUGAUGGUAUACUAUCCUCUUUGAUACGUGCCUCUAUAGGAAGUCAGAAUACUGAUAAGAAAUGGUACAUAUUUGAUGGGCCUGUAGAUGCAGUUUGGAUUGAAAACAUGAACACUGUUCUAGAUGACAAUAAAAAACUGUGUCUGAGUAGUGGUGAGAUCAUCAAGUUGGAAGAGUGCAUGACAAUGAUGUUUGAAGUUCAGGAUCUUGCAGUUGCUUCACCUGCAACUGUCAGUCGAUGUGGCAUGGUAUAUUUAGAACCAAGUAUUUUAGGACUGAAUCCUUUUGUAGAAUGCUGGUUAAAUAGUAUACCACCAUCCAUUCAGCCCUUUAAAGAAAAAUUGGCAGAACUUUUUGAUCUAUUUUUAAAGCCAGCGAUAAAUUUCUUAAGAGAGAAUAUGAAAGAAAUUGUUUCCACCGUUGACAGUAACCUGACAUUUAGUUUCUUUAAACUUCUCAAUUGCCAUUUUGAACCAUUCCGUUUGGAUGAUCCAAAGACCAAACCUGUAGAAUAUCACAAUUUUUUAAAGCAGCUGAUUGAACCUUGGUUUUUCUUCUGCAUGAUCUGGACUAUUGGAGCAACUUGUGACCAUGAUGGCCGAGUUAAGUUUUCAGAAUGGAUUAGAGAACAAAUGGAUAUUAAUGAGAUUGAAAUUAAAAUGCCUGAUCCAGGAUUAAUAUAUGAUUAUAAGAUUAAUGAUGGCUGUGAAAGUGAUGAUGUUGAUGAAGAUGAAGAAGAACCGAAAGAUUUUGAAAUAAAAUAUGUCCACUGGAACCAAGGUCAACCAAUUUUUACUACACCAGUUGAUGCCAAGUUUGCAGACAUCAUUGUACCAACUAUAGACACUAUUAGAAAUUCAUUUAUAUUAGAUAUGCUUCUGAAGAAUACCAAAACGGUUCUUUGUGUAGGACCAACAGGGACUGGUAAAACACUAACUAUUGCUGAUAAGUUAAUCCAUAUGCCAUCUAAAUUCAUCUCAGAGUUCAUAGUGUUCUCUGCCAAAACUGGUUCUAAUCAAACUCAAGACCUUAUUGAUGGCAAGCUAGAUAAAAGACGUAAAGGAGUUUAUGGUCCACCUUUAGGCAAGCUAUUCUUAUUCUUUAUCGAUGAUUUGAACAUGCCAGCUCUGGAAGCUUAUGGAGCUCAACCCCCCAUUGAACUUCUCCGUCAGUGGAUGGAUUUUGGAGGCUGGUAUGACAGAAAAGCUAUUGGUGAAUUCCAUAAUCUUGUUGAUGUCAAUUUUGUUUGUUCAAUGGGACCCCCAGGAGCAGGAAGAAAUGCUGUCACAGCCCGUUUGUUACGACAUUUUAAUUUCCUGGCUUUCACAGAAAUGGAAGACAUUAGUAAAAAGAAAAUAUUUGGAACCAUUUUCCAAUCUUGGAUUGCCACGGAAGAGUCAGUUGUUGAAUAUAGUGAACAACUUAUUGAUACAUCUAUUCUGGUUUACAACACCAUCACAACGCAGUUGUUACCAACUCCAGCCAAAUCUCAUUACACAUUCAAUCUCAGAGACUUAUCAAAGGUUUUCCAGGGAAUGCUUAUGUUAAACAUUAAAAGAAUUAAGAGCAUAUCUAGUUUGUUGCGGUUGUGGUAUCAUGAAAACUGCCGUGUAUUCCAGGAUCGUCUGGUUAAUAAUGAAGACCGUAACUGGUUUAAUGAAUGCCUUAAGCAAAGAAUUGAGGAAGAUUUUGAGACUGAUUUUGAUGAAGUCAUAAUCAAUCAGCCAGUGUUGUUUACAGAUUUUAUGUCCAGGAGUGGUGAUAUUCGAAAUUAUGAAGAAGUCACUGAUUAUCAGAAGUUGAGCAGUGUGUUAGAUGAGUUCUUGGAAGAUUAUAACCAAAUCAGCAUCAAUAAAAUGAAAUUGGUUCUAUUUAUGGAUGCAAUCACUCACAUCACUAGAAUUGGAAGAAUUAUUCGUCAGCCAUAUGGAAAUGCCCUGCUUCUUGGAAUGGGGGGAAGUGGUCGGCAGAGUCUUACACGUCUUGCUUCUCACAUAGUAGAAUUUGAUUGUUUUCAAGUGGAAUUAUCAAAGAACUAUGGCAUCAGUGAGUGGAAAGAAGAUUUAAAAAAGGUAUUGAUGAAGUCUGGAAUAGAGAAUCAAGCAGUUGUCUUCCUGUUCAGUGAUACCCAGAUAAAGAACGAAUCAUUUCUUGAAGAUUUAAACAAUAUUUUAAAUGCUGGAGAUGUGCCAAACAUUUAUAGCCUUGAGGAACUGGAUAAGAUUUAUGAAGCUAUGAAACCCUCUGUACAAGAUAUGGGACUACAACCAACUAAAACUAAUCUAUAUACAUGCUAUACUAAACGGGUUCGUUCCAAUCUACACACUGUAAUAACAAUGAGCCCUUUAGGUGAAGUAUUCCGUGCUCGUCUCCGACAGUUUCCAGCUCUGGUCAAUUGUUGUACCAUUGACUGGUUCAGUGCAUGGCCUGAAGAUGCAUUGCAAUCUGUGGCUCUACGGUUUCUUGAAGACAUUCCAGAACUAGGCAUAUUUAGUGAAAUGAUAGAUAGUCUUGUUUACAUGUGCCAAGAUAUUCAUUCAACUGUUGCAGUCUACACAGAUAAAUAUCGGCAAGAAUUGUCUCGACACAACUAUGUUACACCAACAAGUUAUCUAGAAUUACUUGGUACCUUUUCAAAACUUAUAAAGUUGAAAAAGGAUGAAAUAUCCACUGCUUGGAAACGAUUGAAAACCGGACUUGACAAACUACUGGCUACUGCAAAUGAUGUGGCUAUCUUACAAGAAGACUUGGCAAGAAUGCGUCCACUUUUGGAUGAAGCUGUGAAAGAAUCAGUUUCUACAAUGGAACAAAUUGCACAAGACACUAAAGUUGGUGAAGAAACCAAAGUAGUUGUUCAGAAUGAAGAAGCACAAGCUGCAGAGAAAACACGAGAGACACAAGCUAUUGCAGAUGAUGCACAGAGAGAUCUCAGUGAGGCUUUGCCAGCUUUAGAAGAAGCUCUGGCUAGUUUAAAGACACUUAAUAAGAAUGAUGUUGUUGAAGUGAGAGCAAUGCAGAGACCACCAGAUGGCGUCCGUCUUGUCAUUGAUGCUGUCUGCAUAAUGAAGUCUGUCAAACCAAAACGUAUUCCUGGAGAGAAGCCGGGUAGCAAGGUGGAUGAUUACUGGGAGCCAGGUAAAGCAUUACUUCAAGAUCCUGGAAAAUUCUUAGAAAGUUUGCUGAAAUAUGACAAAGAGAAUAUUCCAGAAGAAACAAUCAAAAAGAUCUCUCCGUAUAUGGAAGAUGAAGCCUUUACCCCGCAUGCUAUUUCUAAGGUCUCUAAAGCAUGCACAUCAAUAUGUCAGUGGGUUCGUGCCAUGUACAAAUAUUAUUUUGUUGCUAAAGCAGUUGCUCCUAAAAGAGAAGCAUUAAAAAUUGCUCAGGCGGAUUUAUAUGAAACUCAAAAAAUAUUGGAUGCUGCCAAACAACGUCUGCAAGCAGUACAAGAUGGCAUAGAAUCUCUGCAGGCAAAAUAUGAUGACACCAUGCGUAAGAAGAAAGAACUUGAAGAAAAGUGUGAGCAAUGUCAAGCACGCCUUGUUCGAGCAGAUAAGUUAAUUGGAGGACUUGCAGAUGAAAAGAAUCGAUGGAAGGCUGCAGCAUUGAGAUAUGAGAAAAUCCAAGACAAUAUGGUUGGUGAUGUUUUGGUAUCAGCAGCAUAUAUUGCUUACCUUGGAACAUUUACAGGUGAAUAUAGAGCUGCUAUGUAUUCAUAUUGGAUUCAAAAGAUGCAUGAAUUGAAUGUACCUCAAACAGAUGAUCCAAGUCUUAUUUCUACUUUAAGUGAUCCAGUUUUGAUUCGUAAAUGGCAAAUCAAUGGCUUACCUAAAGACAAUUUGUCAGUUGAAAAUGGAGUUAUUGUACAUUAUGCUCGACGUUGGCCACUUUUUAUUGACCCACAGGGACAGGCUAAUAAAUGGAUAAAAGCAAUGGAAAAGGACAAUUCCUUAGAUGUUAUCAAGCUCUCUGACAAAGAUUUUCUACGUACACUUGAGAAUGCCAUAAGGUUUGGGAAACCAUGUCUGCUUGAAAAUGUUACAACAGAACUAGAUCCAGUCCUUGAACCAGUGUUAUUAAAACAAACUUAUAGGCAACAAGGUAGCCUUGUGAUCAAACUUGGAGAUGCUGUUGUUCCAUAUCAUGAAGACUUUAAAUUUUAUAUCACAACCAAACUUCCAAACCCUCAUUAUACACCUGAAAUUUCAACAAAAGUGACUUUAGUUAACUUUACUUUAUCACCAAGUGGCCUAGAAGAUCAGUUACUUGGGACUGUUGUUGCAGAAGAACGACCAGAUUUAGAAGAAGCUAAAAACCAACUAAUUGUCAGUAAUGCUAAAAUGAAGCAAGAACUGAAAGAGAUUGAAGACAAAAUCUUGAACAGACUCAGUUCUUCAGAAGGAAACCCUGUCGAUGAUUUUGACCUUAUAAGUACGUUAGAGGCAUCCAAAAUCAAAUCCGAGGAAAUAAAGGCCAAAGUAACCAUUGCUGAACAAACAGAGAAGGACAUAGAUGAAACACGUAGCCAAUAUAUACCAGUGGCUGUCAAUACACGGAUUAUGUUUUUCUGUGUUGCUGAUUUAGCAAACAUUGAUCCUAUGUAUCAGUAUUCUCUUGAAUGGUUCAUCAAUAUUUUCCUCUUUGGUAUUGAACAAGCUGAAAAAGCAGAUAAUAUACCCAUGAGAGUUGAAAAUAUCAAUAAGUAUUUUACAUACUCUCUCUAUACCAAUGUAUGCCGAAGUCUUUUUGAGAAGCAUAAACUUCUUUUUGCAUUUCUGGUGUGUACCAAAAUUAAAAUGAAUGGUUCUUUGAUUGAUAUGAAUGAAUGGCAUAAUUUGCUGGCUGGUGGCACUCAUAAAGAAUUAGAGUUAGAAAAUCCUGCUCCAGAAUGGUUGACUGAGAGGUCAUGGAAUGACAUUCUGUGCUUAAAUAUUUUACCAAAUUUCCAAAAUAUAGCUGUUGACUUUAAGAAGUAUCUCGAUGACUUUAAGAGGAUAUUCGACAGUUCUGAACCUCAGAGAGAAGAACUUCCAAAUGACUGGGAAUCGAAACUGGAUAGUUUCCAGAAGAUAUUGAUUCUGAAAUGUCUUCGCUCAGACAAAGUAACAAAUGCCAUGCAAGACUUUGUAGCUAACAACCUUGGCCAAAUGUUUAUUGAACCUCAGACAUCCGAUUUAGGUGUGGUUUAUAAGGAUUCUUCUCCAACAACUCCCCUGAUCUUUGUUUUGUCUCAAGGAACUGACCCAGCAGCAGAUCUUUACAAAUUUGCUGAAGAAAUGAAAUUUUCACGAAAAAUGUCAGCUAUUUCGCUUGGCCAAGGCCAGGGUCCACGGGCUGAAGCCAUGAUGCGUGCUGCUCAAGAAAGGGGCAAAUGGGUUUUCUUUCAAAACUGCCAUUUGGCUCCCAGUUGGAUGCCAUCACUUGAAAGAUUGAUAGAACUUAUCGAACCUGACAAGGUACAUCGUGAUUUCCGGCUUUGGCUAACCAGCAUGCCAAGCACCAGUUUUCCUGUGUUUAUCCUUCAAAACAGUUCCAAAAUGACAGUGGAACCACCAAAAGGCAUUAAAGCAAAUCUAUUAAAAUCCUAUAUGUCAAUUAAUGAUGAUUAUUUGAAUUCAUUGGCAGAAAAGGUAUCUGUACUUGAUAAAUUUUCUCUUAUGAAUUGGUUCUUCUCGAUAUAUCCAACUGACGGUUAUAUGGCUUAUAUAAGAAAUCUUCCCAUUAAUGAUACACCAGAGAUCUUUGGUCUUCAUGACAAUGCAAAUAUCACUUGUGCACAAACGGACACAUUUCAGCUGUUAACAUGGUUGUUAAAUUUGCAACCAAAGGUAUCUACAGGAGUUGGCAAGUCCAGAGAAGAGGUGACAGAAAAAACAGCCAAAGAUAUCAUACAGCUUCUCCCUCACUUAUUUCAUGAGAAAAGUGUAAUGGAACAGUACCCAAUAUUGUAUGAGCAAUCUAUGAACACAGUUCUUGUCCAAGAAGUCAUUCGGUAA